UCUCCGGCAGAGGCUCGGUGCGGCUCGGCUCGGUUCGGUUCGGUUCGGUUCGGCGAUGGGGUGGGCCGUGUUGCUGGUUGCGGCCGCGCUCCUGGCGCUCGCCGCUGCUUGGGCGCCCUCCGCCGAAGAGGAGCUGCAGUUCAAGGCCUGGAUGCUGCAGAACAACCGGCGGUACGGCCCGGACGAGUACCCCCGCCGGCUGCGCAUCUUCCUCGGUAACAAGAGGCAGAUCGACGAGCACAACGCCGGCAACCACAGCUACCAGAUGAGCCUGAACCAGUUUUCAGAUCUGACCUUCGCAGAAUUUAAAAAAUUGUACCUGUGGAGAGAGCCCCAGAACUGCUCAGCCACAAAGGGGAACUUCCUGCGCAGCUCGGGGCCAUAUCCCGAAUCCAUUGACUGGAGGAAGAAGGGAAAUUACGUGACACCCGUGAAAAACCAGGGCCCCUGCGGGAGCUGCUGGACCUUUUCCACCACAGGGUGUUUGGAGUCUGCUAUUGCUAUUGCAACGGGAAAGCUCCUCUCUCUGGCAGAACAACAGUUAGUUGAUUGCGCCCAGGCUUUUAACAACCACGGCUGCAGUGGGGGCCUGCCAAGCCAAGCCUUUGAAUACAUAUUGUAUAACAAAGGGCUCAUGGGGGAGGACGCCUACCCAUACCGGGCCGAGAAUGGCACCUGCAAGUUCCAGCCAGAGAAGGCUAUUGCAUUUGUCAAAGAUGUUAUCAAUAUCACGCAGUAUGAUGAGGAUGGCAUGGUAGAAACUGUGGGGAAGCACAACCCGGUGAGCUUUGCGUUUGAGGUGACAGGUAACUUCAUGCACUACAGAAAAGGAGUCUAUUCAAACCCACGAUGUGAGCACACUCCUGAUAAGGUGAACCAUGCUGUCCUCGCUGUGGGCUAUGGAGAAGAAAAUGGAACACCUUACUGGAUUGUGAAGAACUCCUGGGGCCCGCUGUGGGGCAUGGAUGGGUACUUCCUUAUUGAACGUGGCAAGAAUAUGUGUGGUCUUGCUGCUUGUGCAUCUUACCCGGUUCCUCAGGUGUAAGAGGAGAGUGCAGGCUGGGCAUAGGAAAAGAAAUGACUGAUUGUGUACAAAUUUCUGAAUGCUAAAAUCAAGAAAGUGAGAACAAGAUGAAAUACCAGUCUGCUGAAAGUUGUUACCUGUAGGCACAUUCGUUGCCUUGCACAUAGCUUCUGCCAGUAGGAAGACCCGUACCUCCUCUCCCCGGCCAAAAGCAAGUGUGCUCCUGUGCCGAGCACCAGACUCCCGCCUUCUCCUCGCAGCUAUGGCAUGCUCACAGUGUGCCUCGCUCGCCCUGUCCCAGCUGAGGCCCUGUGCCUCUGCUGGGGGGCUGUCAGCAGCCGGGGGUGACUGUUUGGGUGGUGGAAAUGCCACGCAGUUACCGGAGUUUAAGAUGCUGCCCCAACAAAGCUCACCCGUUCUUUCAGGUGGCUGUUUCCCAAUCAACAGAUGUAACUUCUAGGGAUUUUUUUAUUUUCUUUGAAGGUGAUUUUUCCUUUCUCUAGAGAAAGAUGAGUGCUGUAAUUUGUACUUUUACUCUAUUUUCAUUAAAUGUAUUUAGUACUUUUUGUAUUAAGAAAAUAGGGUAUUUUAAUGCAAAUAAAGAAGAAAUGGAUGAUUUUAAGAAUCGAUGAAGAAAGCAAGAAGUGUAUUGCUAACAGUUUAUAAACACACCUUGGUGAAGGGAAGCCAUGUGUCAGUAGGGGGCACAUCUGUUGUGUGUUAUUUCAUGCUAAAAUCGGCCACUGACUGAAUAAAUACGACUCGUCACCGGUA
Messenger RNA from Harpia harpyja (harpy eagle), 1798 nucleotides. RefSeq names its product cathepsin H (gene CTSH). Gene Ontology annotation, cellular component: lysosome. NCBI's taxonomy places the organism in Eukaryota, Metazoa, Chordata, Aves, Accipitriformes, Accipitridae. Gene Ontology annotation, molecular function: cysteine-type endopeptidase activity. Gene Ontology annotation, biological process: immune response. The record is from RefSeq and is a predicted model, not a curated record. The coding region runs from base 56 to 1045 and encodes 329 amino acids. The transcript is spliced from 12 exons.